AUUCGAGACAUCCUCAAUUGCUUUGUUAACGUGUGGAUAUCAUUUUGUAGAGGUUCGGCGAAACGGCACAAAACUGUGAGCUUAGCUUUGUUUGUCAUUGUCCAUUGAUUACACAUUGUUUUUCAUUUUAUUAGCACAUUUUUGCUGCAAAAAUUGGUUACUUUUUGUCUAUGAAUAGCGAAUUAUUUGUUCACUAUUGCAAGCUGCAUUAAAAAUUAAUAAAGUUAUAUUCGUACUCUUAUAAUUGCAUUUCAUUAUCUUUGCUGGCUGCAUAAUAAUUCGGGACUGUGAUCAUUAACAACUUAAUUGCUGCACAGAAAUGUUCAUUAUUUUCUGUUUAUAAAUUCACUAAACCACUUAAUAACUGUUUUUGAUCAUUAGCUAACACAAUUAUUCAUUUUACCAACAUUCCUAAUGAUAUAUACAUAAUUUAUAACUCAAUCAUUAAGUUAACGAUUAAUAGCUUCUCUCCGAUGGACUGCUAAUAAGCCGCUGAGCUGUGAUGUCCAAACAUAAACCUUUAACUAAACCUACAGCUGGCACCAUCACACAUUAUGCAGCGGAAAUAUUCCGACUCCGCUACCCCGACCCCUCUCCGACCAAACCUCUUAAACCUCGACUUCUUAAACCUCGACUCUAUUAACGAGACGAAAGUGAGCGCCGCCACGUCCGUACCCACCUCUCCUAACCAGAAUGGGGGAGGUCUGGGAGUUCUCAAUCUCAAGACACGCCGACAAUCCACCUUCAGGUCAGCCCUGGACCUAGGAGACUUGAUAAAGAACACGGUGCAGAAAGCGAUGGUUCAGAAAAACGGGAAGGGGUUUUUACAAUUAAUUUAUCGGAACAAUCUUACUCAGAAGAACGAUUUAUUGCAGCUUAUCAACGAUAAGAUUAUAGAAUCUGGACAAGUUUUGGGUUCCUAUAAGCAAAUAGAAAUAUCAGACGAAGAGUUGACACCACAUCUCAAAUCAGAAGAUUUGAACAACACGGACGCCAGAGGACAGACAGCGCUACAUUUAGCAGCUCAGUACUGCUCAAAAAGUGUCCUAAACAAGAUGUUGGCAUCAGGAUCAGACCCUUUAAAGCGAGACAUUGACGGUCUAACCCCGUCUCACUUUGCUGCAAUAGCCGGUAACGUGGAGACGUUUGGCGAGUUGCCAAAAGCCUGUCAUACCAUGGUGGACAGUGUUGGGUGCCGGAUGCCCAUACACUAUGCUGCUAUCUGUGGGAAGAUGGACAUCAUGGACAUGCUCAUCUCUUAUGCUAACCAACAUAUCGACACAGAAGACGGCUACGGAAGCACACCCCUUGUACUCGCUGCAAUGUACGGGCAUCCUACCGUUGCCGAGGAAUUGAUAGUGAGAGGAGCCAGCGGAGACGUGCUCAACAGGAACCAAAUACCAGCAGUCACUGUUGUUAACCAGUUCUACGACAAACUUGGGGAGUUGAUGCUCGACAGGUACAAGAAAUAUGACGAAUACUCAAACUCUAUAACUGUUAACUUGGAGCCACUAGUAAAGAGAGACAUUAAUGCUGGAAACUCCAAAGAACAAUAUUCGUUUUAUCAGGUGAUGAUCAGCACAGCUAGUAACGACUCCACCAACCACCCUGUCAUCAGAGAACUGACUGAUAAAAAGUGGAACCUGUACGCUCAGAGACGCUUCAUCUUACAGCUCAUAGUUCUAGCGAUGUUCAACAUAUUUUGGACCUCAAUCUACGUGUGGCCCCACACUCACGGCUCAGACAAGCAUCUCCGGAUCAUGGGGAUGGUCAUCAUGUUCAUCGGGGGUUUUAGCAUCUUCGCCCAUAUCAUUGUGAACGCUUACAUUGUCAUCAAGAAGAAGAUGUUAAAUAAUUAUCUCACAAAGAUAAUAAACCAAGCGUACGAGUUUGAGAAAGCAGCAAAACACCCUUUAACAGAAUCCUCUUUCAAACACGUUAAAACAGAAAACAAAAAACUAAUGAAGAGGAGAUCGUUUGUGUCUACGCUGGUGAUAUUUGGAGUAAAGUGCCUCAUUGAUAGCUUGUGGAUGACGUUUUUAGGUAUGAGGGUAAACGCGUUUCUACAAGGAGACGCAGACCAUCACGACGAAGGAGAAGGAGGUGAAGGGAAUGAAACAGAACCUGAAGCUGACAAUUAUUUGAGCGAGACUUCUAUGUACCUCAUCGUAAGCGACAUCGCGGUAUCGAUCCUCCUGAUAAUGAUCUGGAUCCAGCUGUUUGCAGCGUGCUCCAUCUCCAAGAGUGUGGGGAGAUUUGUCGUCUUCACGCGCGAGGUGGUUAGAGACGUUGCCCAGGUAUUCUCUGUGUACGUGGUGCUGUUCAUUCCCAUGACUGCUAUAUUCUGGAAAACUAUCUACACACAUGCCGAAGCUGGAUACCACAUAUUUUGGUACGACGUGCCAUUCGUAGUACUAAGAAUGUUGGUAGUAGACUACGACUACGAGAUGGGUAAGAGUUCCGCAGAGAGGGUUAAGAUAGGACCCUGGUGGGAUGUUAUAUCAAUCAUGUGGCUACUUCUCUCAGCUAUGAUCAUGUUAAACCUAUUUAUUGCUCUCAUGACUGACCGGUACACACGUCUCGGAGAAGGAGCAAUGGCUAUGUGUAGUUUACAGAGAGCACAAUUUGUGUCCAACUGUGAUUGUAUCAUGGGAAGGAAUGCAGUGAGAAGUUACUCUGAGAAAAUACUCCGAGAUUCACCAGUUGUCACGAUACAGCUUGAACAUGAGAACCAUCAGCACGAGGACGUAUUAAACGAAGUCAAGACUUUAACAGAAAAAAUAGACGAAAUCUCCAAAAAGUUAGACCAAAUGUCCGGUCAAUCCAAGAACCUCAACACUCCCAGCCCUUUUUCGAGGCAGACAAGUGAAGCUCAAGACUUCUUUUCAACAAAAGACAAUAUUACACCUUCCAACAUUACCAAAAUUACCAAAAACAUUUCCAAAACUAAUUCAGAAGAACCACCACAGGUUACCCCUGCGUCUGUCAAUAAAUUCAGAGGACUGUUAAGUAAGUCUCAGAGUCUUAAAUCGCCCAGGAGUUAACCUUAACUCUUACUUCACACGUGACAGUGAAGCUGGGGUGAAGUUGAAAUAUCACUUAAAGUUUGGUUGACUAUUUGUUAGGUUGUUAUAAGUUUGAAAAUGUCAGAUUAAAGAAGGAGUGUUUGGAAGCUUCGAGAAGCUUCGAGAAGUUCAGCUCGAGAUCCACUCCUGAUCAUGGACGUGUUUGUUUUGGGACGAGUAAAAGACUUGGAUGAUCAGUAAAUAAAGACAAAUAGAAAUGGAAAGGAAUUCAGUCAAUUUACAGUAAACAGCUACUAAAAAAGAACAAAUCCAUACGAAAGCAACGAUUUGACUUGUAGUUGCAAUUGCAGUGGAUCUUCAGCACACCUUCCUUAUAUUAUUGGAGGAUUUGAAAUGCGUGUCUCUUAACAAUUUGCAAAUACCUUUUAUUUAAAGGCCAGUAUCGUUUAAAGUUUGGCCGAUAGUUUUGAUAGAAAUCAAUUUUGUAAUUUAGCGAUGCAGUGUUAGCAAUUUAAGUGUUAGCGAUUAGUAUUCAAUAAUAUCUUUUCUUGCGUCAAAAUUUCAGUUAAAAAUAGUUACAAUUUCUUUUUCAUAUCUUAAUCCGUGCAAGACAACAAUAAAUUCAAUUUAAACU
Bolinopsis microptera is the source of this 3660-nucleotide messenger RNA. RefSeq lists its product as uncharacterized. NCBI's taxonomy places the organism in Eukaryota, Metazoa, Ctenophora, Tentaculata, Lobata, Bolinopsidae. Gene Ontology annotation, cellular component: plasma membrane. Gene Ontology annotation, biological process: calcium ion import across plasma membrane. The record is from RefSeq and is a predicted model, not a curated record. Bases 555 to 3044 code for a protein of 829 amino acids. The transcript has 16 exons. Gene Ontology annotation, molecular function: monoatomic ion channel activity; protein binding.